This is a messenger RNA of Naegleria gruberi, 1038 nucleotides long. RefSeq lists its product as uncharacterized. The record is from RefSeq and is a predicted model, not a curated record. Bases 1 to 1038 code for a protein of 345 amino acids. Lineage: Eukaryota; Heterolobosea; Eutetramitea; Acrasida; Naegleriidae. The transcript has a single exon.
AUGAAUUCAGCAACAAUUAACAAGCCAACAUCGUCAUCAUCAUCGACGAUCGGCUCUGGAAGACAAGCUCGUCCUUCCAGCUUACCAAAAGGAAGAACAAUACCAAAACCUUCAGUGAAUAGUAACAAUGCACAGAGCAUUGCAAGAAAACCAAGACCUUCGAGUGCUUCUGUAUCGAGGGGAGGAAAUACAACAACAUUGAACAAUGCGGUAGAAAAGAAACCAGCAACAAUAGUAAAGGAAGGUCCAGUUACUCGUACAUCAUUUGAAACUGGAAGUCAAGUGAAAGAGGAAUUGAGAGAAAAGGCAAAACUAUCGAUUAGAAAUCAAAGAUUAACAGAGAGAUACUAUCUCACAUCACUGCAAUUGUUAAAGAGAGUGAAUGCUGGAGCCUGUAAAGAUAAUAAGGAAAGAAAGGUAGCAAUGGAUCGAUUAAAACUGAUGGAAGAUUUACAUCUCCAAUCGAUAGAGACAACGGAUUUGAGUUUACUUGCAAGUGAGGAAAAUUUGAAAAAGAUGCACAAGAACAAAUAUCCAAAUAUACAACCUAAAAUAUACGAGGCCAGUAAGAAUUAUGGAGCUGGAGCAGAGAAGGAAAGAGAAAGGGAGGAAAGAGAAAGACUCAACCAGACAACUGCAAAACAACCAGUGGAACAACAACCAGAAAUUGAGAAACCAAAAAGAACACUCAGAGGAAGGGCUGCUCCUUCGACAACAAAUACCACCACUACCGCUCCUACAACCAGUGAUAAUAGAUCUCCAACGCCAGAGAAUGAAAGUGCUGAUAGCUCUUCAGAUUCAGAUUCUGACGAAUCAUCUGAAAAACCUAAAGUUUAUAAUAGACCAUCUGCCACUUUGUACAGACCUCCACCAAACUCCUCCACAACUCAAACAACUCAAACAGAUGAAAAACCAAAGAGGACCCUCAGAGGAGGAGAAACCAACGAUUCCAGAAGAAAAUCAAUCACCAACAGAAAGCAGUCCAACACAAGGAAAUACACAAACAGAAACAACUAUAGAAGAAACUCAACCAACUGA